GCAAAAUGGUUUGCUAUGAGCUGCUUUUAACCUGGACAAGGAUUGGAAUUCUAAUUUUGUCUAUCCAUUUGGCUGAGGCAGCUCGAAAAUGGGACUACGAACCGAUUUCAUUUAUCACCACCUCUUCGGAUGACAGCAAGCUAAAGUUCGAUGCCAAAAUUGAUAGACUGGGGCGUGGAGAAUACGGAUUAACGGCCGUCAUCGAGUGGAAAUAUGAAACAAAUGAGAAAACUAUGGUGGAAGCAUUUGCUUAUCGCAGUAAUUCUGGAGAUGAGAGUGAUUACAAGCUGCUCCCUUGGUCAAUUCCCAAGCAGACCUUCUAUGAAUACCUCAACACCUAUUAUAAGGAUAUGAUUAUUAAAAACAUAGGACACUGCUCCAAUCUUCCACAAUUUGAGGGCAAAUUUCAACCUCCUUGGCCACAAAACACUUAUAAGAUGGAUAAAUGUAAGUUCGUUGGCGAUGGACUGCCGGAAAUCGCUCCACCCGGAUACUACAAGAUAGUUUUCAGCAAAUUUGGAACCGAUCAGCCCACCUGGGGUUUUACGGCGGUCUUUAAGUUGACUAAUAAACUGUUCUAGACGUUUUGUUAGUCAAGGAAAACAGUACAAAAUUUUAAAUUUUUAUUAAAAAAUUUGU
Drosophila gunungcola (fruit fly) is the source of this 639-nucleotide messenger RNA. RefSeq lists its product as uncharacterized. The record is from RefSeq and is a predicted model, not a curated record. NCBI's taxonomy places the organism in Eukaryota, Metazoa, Arthropoda, Insecta, Diptera, Drosophilidae. Bases 6 to 581 code for a protein of 191 amino acids. The transcript has 3 exons.